Molecule: messenger RNA, 1071 nt
Organism: Aureobasidium pullulans EXF-150
Lineage: Eukaryota; Fungi; Ascomycota; Dothideomycetes; Dothideales; Saccotheciaceae
Exons: 2
Coding region: 111-848 (245 amino acids)
Biological process (GO): iron-sulfur cluster assembly
Cellular component (GO): cytoplasm; mitochondrion
Molecular function (GO): 2 iron, 2 sulfur cluster binding
Source: RefSeq, a predicted model, not a curated record
CCCUUCGACUUUACACAGCUCAUCACACUCACCUACGACUUUGUCAACCAAUCUCCCACUACGCAUACAUCCUGGCCGCUUCAUAACCAAACAUAUACAACACAGCAGCCAUGUCUCUGCAUCGCGCCACAUCGUCGGCAUCCACAGCCAUGUUCCGUUUCGCCGCUGGCGGUGCCCCUCGUACUCAAUGCACUCAAUGUUUGCGUCCUGCCUUCCGCUCAUCACAACCUGCUCUUCACUUCUCGUCGCGACGAAGCUUGCAAACUGCCACCGCCUACCGCCCUUACACAUUGGACCCCAUGCCCUCACCGCGAAACGCUGGCGUUCCCGAGACUUCUAUCGCCGGACUACCUCCGCUCCCCUCUACAACCUCGCGCCAGUCAAAGCCAUCUCCUGCAGACGAUCAACCCCUCAGUGUUCCCGAGAAGGAAGCUCAAAAGUCCUCGGCCGUAAACACGUCAUCAGCAGCAACCACAUCUGCCACCACCAAGCCUCAAAGAAAGAGCAAGCUGCGUCCUCGCAAGGCUGCCAUCACACUAUCACAGACUGCCGUGUCACAUCUGCGUGAGCUACUCGAACAACCCGAGGCAAAGCUGGUCCGUGUCGGCGUACGUAACAGAGGCUGCUCCGGACUAGCAUACCACCUCGAAUACGUGGACAAGGCUGGAGCCUUUGAUGAGACUGUUGAGCAGGAUGGUGUCAAGGUUCUUAUCGACUCCAAGGCCUUGUUCAGCAUCAUUGGAUCUGAGAUGGACUGGCUCGAAGACAAGCUGAACGAGCGCUUCAUCUUCAAGAACCCCAACAUUACUGAACAAUGCGGUUGUGGAGAAUCUUUCAGCAUCUCAUAAACGUCACCAAAACCUAUUUUAUCCGAACCAAAUUCAGGCACGACCAUGACCUUUUGCAUAACUGGAGUAAUAGCGUUUCUUCUUCGAUUGUACAUAUUUUGGGUCCAACAGGAAAGGUCAUCUGGUUUCUUUGCAGCAUACCCCCUUUCUAUAUUUUCCUGAACACUCUUUGCUUUCCUACUAGAUGAUCUAAACAUGAAUAGAAUCUCCAGUUUCUCAGAAG